AUGGGGCGCUCUGCAGACUCUGUGCACAGCAGUCCGCAUGGCAUAGAAAGCCCAGCUGGCCUCAUUGCUGAGAACCUUCUCAAAGCCAAAGAAAUAGCCCUCAAUGACUCUCGUGUUCCUGAACAGCUCAAGAAUUACUUACAAAAAGCUCUUGAUAUUGCUCUUGGACUAGACCCUUACAUGGAUGCAAUGGCAGCUUCGAAGAGAAACACUUCACCUGACCAUGGCCAAGGGGACACUGGAGGAACUGAAACCAAAAUUAGGCUGCAGGAAGAACGCGCCUCUGGCUCUUUGAAUGGCAAGUUGGUCAACCAAGAGGAUAAAAUUGCACCAGAUUGGUGUGAAGGCCAAAUUUUUAGGAUGUUUGUUCAUAUGAUCAGAGCCAGGAAGAUUUUAUUAAUUGGCAAGCUUAAAGGUUACAGUAUCCUUGAUAUCGCAGAAGAAUUGCCAGAUGACGGCAAAAUCUUCGCAUGUGCAGAAGCGCCGUAUCUCGGAGUGAACAGCCAAGAAGCAUUUGAUUGUUCUUCACAUGGUAAAAAGAUAAGCAUGCAAGUGGGACCAACGGCAGACACUUUGGAGGCAUUACAUGCUGAGGAUGAGCACUUUGAUAUAGUCUUUAUUGAUGCUGAUCAAAGGAACGCUGGUAACUACUACAGCUUUGUCAUGGAUAACCACUUGCUGAGAAUGGAUGGAGUCAUCUGUAUAGAGAAUACACUCAUGAAAGGACAAGUCUACCUGGAGAACAUAUCUGAUGAAAAUAUAAUUUUACCUGUGCAGAGUGGACUGAGCAUCAUUCGAAGGAGCCCUGCACCUCCAGAUGCAGUGAUGGAAUCCAAGAAAGAAGUGGUGAGGGAUGAUGUCUUCUGGGGUUAUAACAGGUGCCGCAUCCUUGACCGGCUGCGUUUGGAUGGCAAGGUGGCCUACGUCACAGGCGGAGGGCAGGGAAUUGGGAGAGCCUUUGCUCAUGCGCUGGGGGAAGCUGGUGCUAAAGUAGCUGUGGUGGACCUGGUCCUCGCAAAGGCAGAAGCAGUGGUGUGUGAACUCAGCCUCAAAGGGAUUAAAAGCAUCGCCCUCGCAGCAGAUGUAAGCAAACCCGAGGAUGUGCAAAGGACUGUGGAUACAAUCGUGGCUCGCUGGGGCACAGUCCACAUUGCAUGCAACAAUGCGGGAAUCAAUAUGAACUCUGCAAGCGAAGAUACUUCCCUCGAAGAAUGGGACAAAACUUUUAAUGUUAAUCUACGAGGAUUAUUUUUGUGCUGCCAAGCUGCAGGCCGCAUUAUGCUGAAUCAAGGAUAUGGGAAGAUAAUUAACACAGCAUCUAUGGCAAGUUUAAUAGUGCCGCACCCACAGAAGCAGUUGGCGUACAACGCCUCAAAAGCGGGGGUCGUAAAAUUAACACAGACAUUAGGAACCGAGUGGAUUGACAGAGGAGUAAAAGUCAACUGCAUUUCUCCGGGCAUCGUCGAUACGCCGCUCAUCCGCUCCAAGGACCUGCGGCCGCUGGUGCGGCGCUGGCUGGCGGACAUCCCCGCCGGCAGGCUGGCCCAGGCCACCGACCUGCAGGCUGCCGUCGUCUAUUUGGCCUCCGAAGCCUCGGAUUACAUGACGGGCCAUAAUCUGGUCAUCGAAGGUGGCCAGAGCCUGUGGUGA
Messenger RNA from Charadrius vociferus (killdeer), 1650 nucleotides. RefSeq lists its product as uncharacterized. Lineage: Eukaryota; Metazoa; Chordata; Aves; Charadriiformes; Charadriidae. The coding region runs from base 1 to 1650 and encodes 549 amino acids. Gene Ontology annotation, molecular function: O-methyltransferase activity; oxidoreductase activity, acting on the CH-OH group of donors, NAD or NADP as acceptor. The record is from RefSeq and is a predicted model, not a curated record. The transcript is spliced from 11 exons.